Rosa chinensis is the source of this 2325-nucleotide messenger RNA. Its product is annotated as potassium transporter 5. The coding region runs from base 1 to 2325 and encodes 774 amino acids. Gene Ontology annotation, biological process: potassium ion transmembrane transport. Lineage: Eukaryota; Viridiplantae; Streptophyta; Magnoliopsida; Rosales; Rosaceae. Gene Ontology annotation, cellular component: membrane. Gene Ontology annotation, molecular function: potassium ion transmembrane transporter activity. The transcript has 8 exons. The record is from RefSeq and is a predicted model, not a curated record.
AUGGCUACAGAUGUAAUACUGCAAAACACUGUGGAAGAGGAGGAAAGCCAGCAUGGGGAUCAAGUCUCUGAACAGCUCAAAGAGAAUCAACUAGUUUCAAGCCAAAAGUUUCAAAGAUUUGACUCCUUGGACAUCGAGUCUGGCGCUGAUCACAGGCACUCCAAGGAAAUGACGUGGUCCGUAAUACUGACCCUGGCAUUUCAGAGCAUUGGAGUUGUAUAUGGAGAUCUUGGUACUUCACCACUUUAUGUGUUCUCGAGCACCUUCCCCAAUGGAAUCAAAGAUAAAGAUGACAUCUUGGGUGUUCUUUCUUUGAUUCUUUAUACAGUCACAUUAAUCCCCUUGAUUAAGUAUGUUCUCAUCGUCCUACAAGCAAAUGAUAACGGCGAUGGAGGGACAUUUGCACUGUACUCUCUCUUAUGUCGACACGCAAAGAUUAGUUUGAUUCCGAGCCAGCAAGAAGAGGAUUCCAAUGUUUCAAAUUUCAAACUUGAAGUUCCUAGCAGACGUCUAAAAAUGGCAUCAACUCUUAAAUCUGCACUGGAGAACAGUCACUUUGCCAAAGUCUUCUUACUCUUUGCCACAAUGCUUGGCACUUCCAUGGUCAUUGGCGAUGGUGUCCUCACUCCUUGCAUCUCAGUUCUAUCAGCUGUGGUUGGCAUCAAGGGAGCUACGUCUGCAAUGACAGAAGAUAUGAUUGUGUGGAUAUCGGUAGCCAUCUUGAUAGUCCUUUUCAUCAUCCAAAGAUUUGGAACUGACAAAGUGGGCUACAGUUUUGCUCCAAUACUUUGUAUUUGGUUUCUAUUCAUUGGUGUGAUCGGCAUGUACAAUUUCAUCAAAUUUGAUCCAAUGGUUAUCAAAGCCAUAAAUCCACGAUACAUAGUGGAUUACUUCAUACGGAACAAGAAAGAAGCUUGGAUCUCCCUUGGUGGCGUUAUUCUAUGCAUAACAGGAGCUGAAGCUCUGUUUGCUGAUGUUGGCCACUUCACUGUUCGAUCCAUACAAAUUAGUACAUGCACGAUUGUUUACCCAUCUGUAGUGUUGGCUUACAUUGGGCAAGCCUCUUUUCUUCGCAAGCAUGCCGAUCUUGUUGCUGAUACCUUCUUCAAGUCUAUACCAAGACCUAUAUAUUGGCCUAUGUUUGUUGUUGCUGUAUUAGCAUCAAUAAUAGCAAGUCAAUCCCUGAUUUCUGCGACCUUUUCCAUAAUUCAACAAUCUCUGUCAUUAGGGUGUUUCCCUCGUGUGAAAGUCGUGCACACAUCAUCCAAGUAUGAAGGACAAGUUUAUAUUCCGGAGGUCAACUUCAUUCUUAUGUUGGCCUGUGUAGGGGUCACCUUGGCUUUUAGGACCACUACAAAGAUUGGAAAUGCACUAGGUAUAGCAGUGGUGUUUGUAAUGACACUAACUUCAUCAUUCCUCGUGCUAAUUAUGAUAAUGAUAUGGAAAACCCACAUACUUCUCAUUAUCUCAUAUGUUCUUAUUAUUGGAAGUAUGGAGCUUCUGUAUUUAAGUUCAGUCCUUUACAAGUUUGACCAAGGGGGAUAUCUUCCAGUCGCCUUUGCCACUCUAAUGAUGGCUAUAAUGUUUGUUUGGAAUGAUGUUUAUCGAAGAAAGUACUACUAUGAGGUUGAACAGAAAAUAUCUCCUCAAAAGUUCAAGCAAAUUGCUGAUGAUAGAAAAUUUUGUCAUAUCCCUGGCCUCGCCAUAUUCUACUCGGAACUUGUUCAUGGCAUCCCACCCAUUUUCAAUCACUACUUAGCCAACGUGCCUGCAUUGCACUCAGUCCUUGUUUUUGUCUCCAUCAGACACUUACCCAUAAGCAAGGUUCCGAUGGAAGAGCGUCUCCUCUUCCGCCGAGUAGAGCCCAAGGAGCUUAAUGUAUUUCGAUGUGUUGCGAGGUACGGGUAUACAGAUCUCUACAAUGUGCAAGAACCCUUUGAAGAAUUGUUGGUAAAAAAGUUGAAAGAGUUCUUGAAAGAUGGUUGUUUCAUACCCCAACAAACAAGUAAUAAUGGAGAGGUGUUUGAAAAGCAAGAAGAAUUAAAUGAUGGAUUGGUUGACAACGAGAAUGAAUUUGUUGACAUACAACAAGAACUGAUGGAGGCUGAGGUUCAACUUGAAGCAAUAGAUAAAGCAUGGAGUUCAGGGGUUAUUCACCUCAUUGGUGAAAAUGAAGUCAUAGCUGCCAAAGGAUCUGGUAUAGCCAAAAGAAUUUUGAUUGAUUAUGCUUACAAUUUUUUGAAGAGCAAUUUGAGGCAGAGAGGCGAAUUGUUUGAAAUUCCUCGCAAGCGCAUGCUAAAAGUGGGUAUGACCUAUGAACUUUAG